AUGGAGGCCUCUCUGCUGCUACUCUGCCUGGGGUUGAUUCUUGUAGGAUCUUCAGGAAACAAAAUGGAGACAAUUAAAGAAUUUUCAGAGGAAGAGAUGCAAAAUGACUUGGCAAAAAGUGACCAAGAAAAACAGACCAUUGAGAUAUUAAUGAACUUGAUUUUCUUGUAUAAAAAUACUAGCCUUAGCAUAUCCAAGGAUAUUGUGUCUUCAUUAUUGACAUUCAGAAGAUUACAUUAUAGCUUCCCCAAGGGAAACAGUCCAGGCAAUGAUAAAGAGUGUUACAAUGACAUAGUGAUCUGGAGAAAAGUUUCAGAAGCUAAUGGGUCAUGCAAGUGGAGCAAUAACUUCAUUCUUGGCUCCAUGGAAGUGAUCUGCAGGCCCUCCAACACCCCCAGCUGCAAGCGUGGACAGAAUCUUGGCAUAAGCUGUUUUGAAAGCCCAGAAUUGGUGGUAACUAUGGGCCAGCUUACUACAGGCCAACUGCUUCCCAGGUGCCAAUACCACAGUGUUACCUCAUUAAAGAAAAUAUUGGCAGUGCUGACAGGUCAUUCCCUGAUGAGCUGGUUAGUUAAUGGUGUUAGAUUGUAA
Pipistrellus kuhlii (Kuhl's pipistrelle) is the source of this 591-nucleotide messenger RNA. RefSeq names its product ribonuclease A family member 11 (inactive) (gene RNASE11). Gene Ontology annotation, molecular function: nucleic acid binding. The transcript has a single exon. NCBI's taxonomy places the organism in Eukaryota, Metazoa, Chordata, Mammalia, Chiroptera, Vespertilionidae. Bases 1 to 591 code for a protein of 196 amino acids. The record is from RefSeq and is a predicted model, not a curated record.